AUGAAGUUGGUAUCGAUCUACUUUAGUAAAGACACGGCAAAGCAGGCAAUAACGGAGCUUGGCAAAAAUGAACUGCUACACUUCAAGGACUUGAAUGCCGAUCUGAAGGCUGAAAAAUUGCUAUACAUCCGUGAAAUCAAUCACAUGGAAAAACUAGUUUCAAGACUGAGGUACCUAACAGCAGACAUUCCAGACAUAGACGAAAGCAUCAAGCACAGCGAUGUGGAUCAGGUUGAACAGCAAAUCAACAAAUUUUUCUCAAGGCUGAUCCAGCUCAAGACAAUGAAGAGGGAAACAAGCACAAACAAUACAAGGCUCAGGGAGGAUUUGUACAUGCUAGAGGAGACAGAGAGCUUUGUUGGGACUGUCACUGAGGAGACCCAUCUGAUUCAGCUUGAUUUUAUAACGGGGAUAGUUGAAAGGAGCAAGAAGUUCCUAAUAAGGAAGGUUUUGCAUCAGGCACUUAGAAGGAACUUGGUAAUAAGAACCAAGGAUGUGGAUGGGGAGUGCAAGAGUGUGUUUAUUGUAUUUGCACAUGGAGCAGAGGCGCUUGACAAGGUUAAGGAUAUUUUUUCUUCGCUGGGAGGGAGAAUAUUGGACCAUAAGAAGUUCAGGGAGUGCAAGAAGGGACUACUAGAACUAAGUGCAGUGAUAAGUCAAAUGCAGCAAAUUGAAAGCCAUAACGAAGAGGCGAUCAUGAAUGAGCAGGAAAAGAUAAAGCAGCUUGCAAAUACAUGGAGGUAUUAUAUGAACAAGGAAAUGAAAAUAUACCAGACGCUUAACAAGCUCAAUUUUGAUUUUGACAGAGACUGCCUGAUUGGUGAAGCAUGGAUUCCGUCAGACACAAUCGGAAGGCUUAAGAAGAUUGGUGAGUUUAAGGGAGAAGGAACGAAUCUGUUUGCUUUUGAGGUUAAUGAGAGUGUAGAGAUGCCUCCGACGUACUUCAAGACGAAUGAUUUUACAGAAUCGUUCCAGGCAUUGACCAAUACAUAUGCGGUUCCUUCAUAUGGUGAGGUGAAUCCAGCGGUUUUCACGUUGUUUACGUUCCCGAUGCUUUUUGGAUGCAUGUUUGGGGAUGUAUUCCAUGGCCUGCUACUGCUGCUUUUGUCUACGUUUAUGAUAAGAAAUGCGAAGAAGUUCAAGAAUGUUUCUGAGACCAUGAAAAUGAUAGUGGAUGGGAAGUAUGUGAUAUUUUUGUUUUCUCUCGGAGCAAUGUUCUUUGGGUUUCUCUACUCGGACUUUGCGUCUCUAUCGAUCCCACUGUUUUUGUCAAGCAAGGAUACGGGAAGAACCUAUCCGUUUGGAGUAGAUCAUAUGUGGCAUCACUCAAAGAACGAGAUGGUUUUUUUGAACUCGAUGAAGAUGAAGAUGUCGAUAAUAAUUGGGUUUUUCCAUAUGAGCCUUGGAGUGGUAAUAUCGUUUAUGAACGCAGCGUACCUGAAAGAGCCUGUUGAGAUAUAUGGUGUUCUGAUACCUCAGACGAUUGUGUUUUUUUCUUUUGCAGGCUAUAUGGUGUUUUUGAUCAUCUACAAAUGGUUGGUGACGUCCAACUAUCCAUCGAUAAUUGGAGUUUUGGUAAAUAUGUUUACGAAUCCGUUUGUGGUUGCAGAAGAGAUGUAUCCGCACCAGCAACAGGUUCAGCUGUUUCUGUUGACUCUAAUGCUAGUGUCUGUGCCGUGGAUGCUUGUUGGCAAGCCUAUAUACAUGAUUGUGAAAAAAAUGGUGAAGAAGGAUGAAAUUUCAGGAUUGUGGAUCAAUCAGUUUAUACAUGUUGUUGAGUUUGGCCUUGGGCUUAUAUCAAACACGUCCUCGUACCUGCGGCUGUGGGCGGUUUCUUUGGCGCAUGCUCAGCUUACAAGGGUGCUGCACGAGUUCACAAUAGGGCGUGGAGGGUUUGUGAUUCCGCUUAUGCUUUCGGGAAUAUACGCAGUGGGAACAAUAAUCUUGCUGAUUGGAAUGGAAGGUCUUGGAUCGUGUCUUCAUGCAAUGCGAUUGAAUUGGAUUGAAUUCCAUUCGAAGUUUUUCCGUGGGAAGGGAUACCUGUUUGAGCCUCUUGGGUUUAGCAUGACGCCUGAUGAAGAUUAG
This is a messenger RNA of Ordospora pajunii, 2085 nucleotides long. RefSeq names its product V-type ATPase. Gene Ontology annotation, cellular component: vacuolar proton-transporting V-type ATPase, V0 domain; vacuolar proton-transporting V-type ATPase complex. The coding region runs from base 1 to 2085 and encodes 694 amino acids. NCBI's taxonomy places the organism in Eukaryota, Fungi, Microsporidia, Ordosporidae. The transcript has a single exon. The record is from RefSeq and is a predicted model, not a curated record. Gene Ontology annotation, molecular function: proton-transporting ATPase activity, rotational mechanism; ATPase binding. Gene Ontology annotation, biological process: vacuolar acidification; proton transmembrane transport.